Messenger RNA from Eriocheir sinensis (Chinese mitten crab), 1087 nucleotides. RefSeq names its product protocadherin Fat 4-like. Gene Ontology annotation, molecular function: calcium ion binding. NCBI's taxonomy places the organism in Eukaryota, Metazoa, Arthropoda, Malacostraca, Decapoda, Varunidae. The coding region runs from base 479 to 1087 and encodes 202 amino acids. Gene Ontology annotation, biological process: homophilic cell-cell adhesion. The transcript has 5 exons. The record is from RefSeq and is a predicted model, not a curated record. Gene Ontology annotation, cellular component: membrane.
UCAAAAAAUAAAAAAUAAAGCAGCAUCAGGAUUAGCGUCCCGUUGGCAAGACACAAACACCGCCGAGGCUCGGAGGAGGAAGAGGAGGCGGCGGCGGCUCCCUCACGCCUGGCGCCGGGAAGAUGCUUGCUGCUGUCUGCCGUGACUCUGGCGGCGGUGAUGACGCAGGAGGCCUCUGGUGCCGAGACACGGGCGUUCAGAGCGGCCAAGACUGCGGCCCAGCACCACCCCCGGCCCGGCCAGGCAUUCAUCGAGGCCAACUGUACCCGACACUUGUGCCCUAAUGUAACGCACGGUGCCCGACCUUAAGACCCCUAACUACUAACGACGCCUCCGAGCGAGCCCUCCCCCUCCUUUAUAUUCAACCAAAUGAAACCUAACUUAAUCCUCUGAGACGUCCACUCCCAUACGUAGGGCUAAUUAGGACAGGUGAACUCCUCAGGCAGCUCAACACAGUGUCCAUCAACAGCUCCAAGGAAUGGUGGGACAUCCGGCACAGCAAGGAUGGGCUGGCGGAGGAGGAGCUGUCCAUGAGUGGCUGCAGAGUGGUGUGGUCCCGAGGUCAGGCUGGCCGAGUGGGGUCCCGGCAGGUUGUCAAGUGCACGACCUGAGACUCGGCUGUGAUACAUGCCAUGCUCGCCUCCUCCUACACCUGCCCAGACCAACCGUCCCUGCUGGGAGAACCUGUCCCUCAAGAACCCACAGGUUCAAUCACACACUCUGCGAAGCUUACGUGGAGGAAAACUGGUCUCCCGGCCAGGUGGUCACCAACCUUGUGGCCACGGACCUUGAUGCCUGGGACCUGGGCAAGCUGAGAUACACCGUCCUGCACCAGACCUCAGAAGCAGCCGUCACCAUGAACAAGGAAGGCAGUCUAUACACUGAGACACCCCUGAAUCGCGAGUCCCUGCCCGUGCACAGCCUCAAGGUGUCCGUGAUGGACGAAGAGAUCCAGGCCAGCUUCACGGUGGUGUGCGACAUGAACAAAAACCCACCAGUCUUUACGCUGCCGGAGUACCAGGCGAACAUCAUGGCUCCCAGGACGACCAUUCUUAAGGUCAUUGGUGUUAAGCUCACCGGGAGCUGA